Messenger RNA from Poecile atricapillus (Black-capped chickadee), 778 nucleotides. It is a transcript of the gene PLAC9, whose product is annotated as placenta associated 9. The transcript has 4 exons. The record is from RefSeq and is a predicted model, not a curated record. Bases 106 to 444 code for a protein of 112 amino acids. Lineage: Eukaryota; Metazoa; Chordata; Aves; Passeriformes; Paridae.
CCUCAGCACGAAGGGCUGGACGAGGAGUGGAUAGGAAGCCGGGGAGGGAGGGAGGCUGCGGGGCUCUCCAGCACAGCUACAGCAGAGCCCGGACAGGCUGAAGCCAUGCUUUUCCUCUGGGCACUGGCAUUUGUUCUAGUCCUGCAGGAGCAAGAUCCUUUAGCUGCUGCAGAUCCUGUCAGUAUGGUACCUGGAAGUUUGGAAAGAGGAAGCUGGUGUAAUGAACAUAUGCUCCAUGAACGCUUAGAUAUUAUUGAAGAGAAGGUAAUAAAAACUGUGGAGCACCUAGAAUCAGAAGUCAAAUCACUCCUCAACAUCAUCAGUGAGACAACAUUGAAUAUCCCCACCGUUCCAGGAACUCCACUGAUAGACAUUUUUGAUGUUGGCUGUAUGGAUCUGGUCACCAUGACUGAUAAUGUCCUCCCCAACUUUGCUAUCCAUUGAAGUUUACAGUUUUCUGUGAGGGGCAGUUGACAGGUUAACAAUUAAGUUACUCCCCUGCAAUGGAAGGGGGUGUUCCAGUAAAAGUGAAAAGUAUUCCAGUAAAGCACUGCAGUGAAUUUAAAGUGGAAAUCAGCACAUUUGCAGCAAAUCUAUAGCAAGUACUACUCGGAUGGAUCUUGCAACAACUGCCAAAUUGCUCAAGAAUUACAGAUCAGACCUUCCUUCUAUGAUUUUGUGACUCAAGGUGACAAUUCCCCACUUUAGAGUAGCAAGAUUCAUUUUUUAAAUUAGAUUUAUCCACAAAGAUUGAUCCUGAUCUCAUAACCAAAAAUAA